This is a messenger RNA of Pseudozyma flocculosa PF-1, 1710 nucleotides long. RefSeq lists its product as uncharacterized. Bases 1 to 1710 code for a protein of 569 amino acids. Gene Ontology annotation, biological process: lipid metabolic process. The transcript has 2 exons. The record is from RefSeq and is a predicted model, not a curated record. NCBI's taxonomy places the organism in Eukaryota, Fungi, Basidiomycota, Ustilaginomycetes, Ustilaginales, Ustilaginaceae.
AUGGCCGGCAACUACGUCGACUACAGCCGCCGCCGGCGAGGCACCGGCACCGCCUCGGACAGCGCCAGCGCCGUUCCAGAGUCCAACACCGACGACCCCUUCAGCGACGAUACCUCCCGCCCGCCCCGCCAGAGCACCACCGUUCGCGACGCCCCCGUCGAGGACCAGGUAUCGGAGUCAACCCAGCCCCUCGCAGACGACCGCGGCGUAGAGGGCCCCUUUGCCGACACCGAGGCCACCCAGCCCCGCUCCGGCCGCCGCCGCCGCCACCGCCCCGCCCAGGUCGAGCGCGUCGGCACUCAACCCAACGCCCCCGACCGCGACGACGACGAGCCGGCCUUCUUCGACCCCACCUUCCCCGACUACCGCGACGAGGCGCCCCUCCAGAUGCCCUUUUUCGACCACGUCGUCGCAGACUAUGGCAACUACGGCCUCUUUAACCGCAUCCGCCUCAACUUCCGCCAGCUCGUCUCGUUUGGCAUUUCGACCUCGGCCAUGGGCAUCGUCCUCGUCGCCGCCUACUUUGCCUACCUCAACCCGUUCAAAAAGAGCCCGCCCCGCGCAAAGACCGACCGCGAGUACGAGCGCAGGAUCACGGGCGAGCGCGGCAGCGGCAGGCCCGCCUACUACGCCGAGUUCUGGGGCUACAACUGCGACGAGCACGACAUCAUCACCGAGGGCGGCUGGAUCCUCAAGGCGCACCGCAUCUCGGACCCGCGCCGCCCGGGCCCGCCGGGCCACCCCGUGGUGCUGCAGCACGGCAUUCUCUGCAACUCGUCGCACUUUGUCAUGAACGAGGAGCGCUCCAUGGCCUUUUGGCUCGUCGACCAAGGGUUCGACGUGUGGGUGACCAACAUCCGCUCCAACUUCAAGGCCGGCCACACCGAGUACACGCGCAGCGACCCGCGCUUCUGGGCCUGGGGCCUCAAGGAGCUCGCCUACGACCUCAAGGACCUGGUCGACUACGUCACCGCCGCCACCGGGCGCCCGCAGCUGGCCUACGUCGGCCACUCGCAGGGCAGCGGCUCCAUGUACCUCGCCCUCUCGCCGGGCAUCUGCCCCGAGAUUGGCGACAAGCUCAGCUGCUUCAUCGCCCUCGGACCGUCGGUCUACGCCGGCUCGGUGCUGCGCAAGUUCCCCUUUUCGCUGCUGCGCCAGUUCCGCUCGCGCCGCUGGUGGGGCCUCGUGUUUGGCGUGCGCGAGUUUAUGCCCGUGAUUGGCAUCGCGCAAGAGUUCCUGCCGACGUGGUGGUUCGGCCACAUUGCCUUCGUCAUCUUUGCCUUCCUGUUUGGCUUCCACGACCACAACUGGCUGGCGCGCCAGAAGCCCAAGAUCUUCCGCAGCGUGCCCAUCCCGACGUCGAGCGAGCUGCUGUACUGGUACAUGAGCGGCUUCAGCCACCGCGGCUGCAUCUUUGACCCGCGCAUCACCGAGCCCUGGUUCGGACGCCGCUUCCCGCCGCACUCGAUCUUUUACGGCGACAUCGACCACCUCGUGCUGGGCAAACCCCUCGUCCAGCGCAUCCAGCGCUACGAAAAGAACCUCGACAUGAUCCACGUCGUCGAGCUCCAAAACUACGAGCACCUCGACAUGAUCUUUGGCGUCGACGCCUACCGCACCGUCUUCCCGGGCAUCCAGGACACGAUCCUGCAGAGCAUCGACCCGGAGCUCGAAAUGGGCCCCGAAAUGUCGGAACGCAGCGCCCGCUGA